Mus musculus (house mouse) is the source of this 6211-nucleotide messenger RNA. It is a transcript of the gene Irag1, whose product is annotated as inositol 1,4,5-triphosphate receptor associated 1. Gene Ontology annotation, cellular component: perinuclear region of cytoplasm; sarcoplasmic reticulum; membrane. The record is from RefSeq and is marked reviewed. NCBI's taxonomy places the organism in Eukaryota, Metazoa, Chordata, Mammalia, Rodentia, Muridae. Bases 539 to 3109 code for a protein of 856 amino acids. The transcript has 21 exons.
ACAGAGUCCAGCAUCUUCAACUGCUCCCCGCCCCAAGGCACUGCCAUCGGCUAUGGGGGUGCCCCUUGCAAAAGCCUGGGGAUAGGGGCUACUAUUCAGGCCCAACCUUCCUUGAACCCUAGGCUGGCUGGAAGGCUUCUCCUGCUUUCAACCCAGAGCCAGGCUGCAGGGGGCCCUGGUGGAACACUGGUUCCCAGUCCCAGCCCCUCAUCCAGCCCCUCUCUGAGGAGGAGGCAGGCAGCUGGGGCUCUGCAGCCAGAGCUUUUCAGCUUGGAGCUCUGGAGCCAGAUGUAACAUUGACCUUAAAUGGUAAAAGCUCCCCAGAGUGAAGAGAGGCUGGCCGGGAGGAAAGGGGAAUAACUCAGUUUUAGGUAAGUCAUCGCUAUUGCCUAGAAUAACCUGCCUCUUCAGCCCAAGGGAAGCAGAGAGGCGUCUUCUCCUCCUUAAAGCCUGCGGAGCCCAAGCCUCUUGGAGCAUCUUUGGGGUUGGCACAGCAGAGGUUCCAGGCACGCACAGCCACUCCAACCAGGCGGCUGCCAUGCCCCACAUUCCUGAGGAUGAGGAGCCCCCCGGAGAGCCACAGGCAGCCCAGACCCAAGACUCUCCCUCUGCAGGACCAUUUCCCAGCCCUCCCACAAUCGUCCUGACGGGGGAUGCCAGUUCACCUGAAGGAGAGACUGACAAAAACCUAGUCAACAGGGCUCCCAGCCCUCACCGGAGGCUUUCCCACCGACACCUGAAGGUCUCCACUGCUUCGCUGACUUCUGUGGACCCCUCGGGGCAUGUCAUUGACCUGGUGAAUGACCAGCUGCCGGACAUCAGCAUCUCAGAAGAGGACAAGAAAAAAAACCUGGCACUUCUGGAAGAAGCCAAGUUGGUGAGUGAGCGGUUCCUGACCCGCCGUGGGAGGAAAUCAAGGAGCAGCCUCGGAGACUCCCCAUCAGCUGUUUCUCCAAACCUCAGCUCUGGGGCUUCUCCUGCAUCCUCCAGGAGCUGCUCCCUCACCAUCUCCACAUCACCAGGUUUGGACAUAUGCAGUGGCCCUCAGUCCCCUCUGCCAGGAGCACCACCACAGCAAAAGGGACAUGAGGACGGGGUCUCCUCGCCUUGCCCCGGAGAGCCUAAUGUCUCCAAAGGGCUAGCUGACCUGAAGCAGAAUGACCAGAGAAAAGUGUCUCAAGGCAGACUGGCUCCUCGCUCUCCCACAGUGGAGAAAACCAAGGAACUUACAGUAGAACAAAAGGAAAACUUUGAUCCCCUUCAGCACGUGGAGGCCACGCCCAUGGCUCAGGCUUCUGGAGCAAGCAUCAGUGGGAAAAUGGCUCUGAACAGCCCCCAGCCUGGCCCUGCUGAGAUGGAGCUGGGGAGGCAGCUCCUGAAGACAGCCCGGGAAGGCAACCCUCUGCCCAGAACCACAGCCCAGGGCUCAGGAGGAACGGUCUCCCCACAUUCCCUGGGGCAGGGCUCUGCUGGAGAGCCUAUGGGACCCAAGGCUGGCUCCAAGGCUGAGCUGAGGUCCCCUGUGUCCCGGCCCCCCCUGAUUCGGGGGGUCUCCUGGGACAGCAGCCCUGAAGAACCCGGUCCCCUGCUGCAGAAGGUGCUCGCUAAGCUGCCCCUGGCAGAGGAAGAGAAGCGGUUUCCAGGCAAAGCCAAGCCAGCCAAGCCACCUGGGCUCAAAGACUUCCAGAUACAAGUGCAGCCGGUGCGCAUGCAGAAGCUGACCAAGCUCCGGGAGGAACACAUCCUGAUGAGAAACCAGAACCUGGUGGGGUUCAAGCUCCCUGAACUGAGUGAGGCCGCGGAGCAGGACAAAGGAGUCUCACCUGAACUCGCCCCAGCAGCUGAGGAAGAAGAGUCCAAGAGUGGUCUGGAUGUGAUGCCCAACAUUUCUGACAUAUUGCUGCGCAAACUUAGGGUUCACAAGUCACUCACUGGAAGCGCCCCUCCACUCACUGAAAAGGAAGUUGAGAACGUGUUUGUACAACUGUCCUUGGCCUUUAGAAAUGACAGCUACACCUUGGAGUCUAGAAUUAACCAGGCUGAAAGGGAGCGCAACCUGACAGAAGAGAACACGGAGAAGGAACUGGAAAACUUCAAAGCCUCCAUAACGUCCUCAGCAAACAUCUGGUACCACUGCGAACACCGGGAGACCUAUCAGAAACUUCUGGAAGACAUCGCCGUCUUGCAUCGUCUGGCUGCCCGCCUCUCCAGUCGGGCUGAAGUGGUGGGUGCUGUUCGCCAGGAAAAGCGCAUGUCAAAGGCCACGGAAGUGAUGAUGCAGUAUGUGGAGAAUCUGAAGAGAACGUAUGAGAAGGACCAUGCUGAGCUCAUGGAAUUUAAGAAACUUGCAAAUCAGAAUUCCAGUCGCAGCUGUGGGCCCUCUGAAGACGGGGUUCCUCGAACGGCGCGAUCUAUGUCCCUCACAAUGGGAAAGAACAUGCCCCGCCGGAGGGUCAGCGUUGCUGUGGUUCCCAAGUUUAAUGCCCUGAACCUGCCUGGCCAAGCCCCGAGCUCUUCACCCAUGCCUUCCCUACCAGCUCUGUCUGAAUCGUCCAAUGGGAAGAGCAGCAUCUCCGUCUCCCCAGCGCUGCCUGCACUUUUGGAAAAUGGAAAGACAAAUGCAGAGGCUAACUGCGAAGUGGGUGCCCCUGUGCCACUCCCAAGCUGUCUGGAGGAGACGAGCCAGGAGACCAAGGCCAAGGCAGAGGAAGAAGCCUACAGCAAAGGAUACCAGGAAGGGGUAAAGAAGACCGAAGAACUUCAAGACCUGAAGGAGGAGGAGGAGGAAGAACAGAAGACGGAGAGUCCCGAGGAACCAGAAGAGGUAGAAGAAACCCAGGAGGACGAGAAGGACCAGGGAAGCAGCAAACUUGAAGAACUGGUCCACUUCCUACAAGUCAUGUAUCCUAAAUUGUGUCAACACUGGCAAGUGAUCUGGAUGAUGGCCGCAGUGAUGCUGGUCUUGAGUGUUGUUCUCGGGCUGUACAGUUCCUAUAACUCCUGCACAGAGGAGGCCGAUGGGCCCCCUGGGAGAUCCACCUGCUCUGCAGCCCAGCGGGACUCCUGGUGGAGCUCCGGACUCCAGCAAGAGCUGCCAGCAGAGCAGUAGGACAUCGGACUCCUUAGUCAUGCCCUGCUCUAGUGCAUUCAUCCCAACACCCUGCCCCUAAGUACAGUGUGUCAGGCCCAAACCGGGCACAUGUGGCCACCCAUCCCAUUGGGGAACAAGGAGGCUCUCUCCUGUCAUUCAUGGAAGCUACUCGCAACAACCUGAUGCUUUGAAGGGAUCAACAAAAGAUCAAAUUGUGCUCUGGGAAAGUGCCUGGUUGAUAAAGAAUCAACCUUCAUUAAGGACUCUAGCACAAGGGAAGGGUCCUGCCCCUGGCUCAGAUGGAUUAGGAGAACUGAAAUCCCUUCAUUCAGGGGAAAGUGAGAAACCUACUUUCCCUUUCUCCUCCCUGUGUUUCAUGGUCAGUAAGAAUUGUACUUAGGCGCCAGCACUGACCAUAAGGCUCAGUCUUGGAGUCACAACAUAUUGUCCCACUUCCCACUUUAUGUAUCACAACCGUUCUUUCGCCUUCCCUCUCCCUUUCAGAAUUACCUUUUUUUUUUUUUUUUCAGAGAGUGGGAAAGCUUUCUCAUAAAAAUGCACAGGCUAAAAGUAGCCCCAUGCUAGAAAGGAAACAGGAAGAUGUGAAUUAAUAUAUAAUGAAUCUGUAUACAUAUAGACUAUACACAUGUUUGUGCACAAAGACACCCACUCUCUGGAAGUGUGCUCUGCUCAGUGGCACCCAUGUCAUGCCAUCCAGUUGGUUUUCACUAGGUAUAGAGCAGUAGUCACCAGGUACCAACACAGGGAGCCCUCCACACACUCUGAAGAUGUUUGAACCUCUGAGAAAUCAUAUCUUCGUUCCACUUCAUAUGCCAGGUUGGAGCUGCUGUUUGACAGUCUGUUCCCUGGUUGCUUGCUCCGUUUGAAAGUGAUCCUACACAGUUAACCCACCUCUUGGGUAAGAAAAGGUGUGCCUUCCACUUCUGACUCUCACUCUGCCAUGCACCUUGGGACUACAGUAUUCAUGAGAUUUCCAACUCUAAUGUGUCCUUCCACAGACCUGUUCAGCAUUAACCUGAAGGCAGUGCGUUCUCCUCCAGCAUGGCGGCUCUCCACGCUGCUGACAGUUUCCUUCAUGCAGCUCUCUUCAGUCAGAGAUGGGGCUUCUCUUGUGGUUGCUUUUCUGGUUCGUUGUUUUUGUUGCUAUCACUUAUGUAGUAUGUAUUGUGAGCCAAAAAUCAUCUGUGUUAUAGGCAGUAAUUCAUUCGUCCUCAAGAAUAGAAAAAUCUGAAAUAGAUAUCACUCGCUCCAUGUUCAAAUAAGGAAAUAGAAGCAUAAAUGAUACAAAAGUACACACACACACACACACACCAGUGCAUGAAGUGCAUAUGCACACAUACACACAUACAAUGUUUCAACUUGCCAAGCAUCUAUAGCUAGGAAGUCAUUCACACUAUAGUGGUCUGGCUCCAGGGACUGCACUCCUACACCUUCACCUGUGGGUGCCUUCUCCAGCUGGGUGCCUUCCGGUCUGAUUCCACCCCACACCUCAGCUGACCCUUCAGCUGCUCAUGGUUCUCAGAUGGCACUGCACCUCUCCCUGUCCUUUAACUCAGAAGCAUCUUUGCUGCCUUAGUCCUCUUUCUCACCGCUCUUGAGGACCAACCGUAAGCACUUCCCCUUGGUACAUGCCUCUGUGACCUCCUUCCACACUCUUGCAUACCCAGCCUAGUGGGGGGCACCCCUCUUAGUGCUUCUGGCACUUGUUAAAUUUUAGUCAUUGAGCUGUAUCUACUGUCUAACUUAUUUAUAUAUCUGUCUCCCUGGAUGUUUUCCCUCAAGAACUCUGUCUUACCAUUUCUUGUCUAGGUACCUAGCAUGGCAAACCUGUGGGAGAGAGUCAUUUGAUGUUGGUUAAAAGAACAAGUAAACAUUCAAGGUGGAGAGCAGCCCAGAACAUGUGACAUUUUGAGGUGGCCCAGUAGUGUCACCUUCAUGACAAUUUCUAUUCCCAUGAGAAAGCUGUGACUUUCUGACUGAUUCAUGGUCUCAUCUUAUUUUUAUCUUUCUCGGAGAGAGCAAGAAUGAAAUAAGACUAUAGCAACACCAUUUUCAAGUCCAAGAACCUGACUCCAUGCAAUCAGUCCCUUCAGAGAGACAUGCACCCCCCACCACCACCCCAACUAGGCCUCACUUUAAAAUACUGUUUUUGAAGAAACGUCUUUACAGUGGCUAGAAAGAGAAAGAGAAGCCCAAGGAUGUGCCAUUAAAGGUAAUGAGGUUCAGAGCCAGGCAGGGGGAUUUCAUGGACAGGGGUAGGGCUUACCUGGAGGCUUCCAGGGCCUUAGAUACAGCUCAAGGAGAUUUAACUACAUAAGCACGUCCGAGACAAAGCCAGGAUUUACAGGGAAUGAAGAGAGAGCAGCUGUUGGGCAGGACUUUGCGGGGGUGGGGGGGUGUCCAGUCUCAGCCCAUCCCCACAGCAAAAGAAGAUCCAGCCUGAGUGAGCCCAUUGUCCAUUUGGCCACAAAUUUCCCACCCCCUUUCUGGGUGAGAGAGUUGAGGAGAACAUGAGUAAACUGUUUCAGCAUCACCACUGGCCUCCAACGCCUGCAGGCGUCCUCAGGUACAGACCAGCAGCCACGCUGCUCCAGCAGUAAAGACAGUUGAGGACAAGGACCUCUCCAGAGAGCAUAGCCAUAUUUGGGAUGGCAUGGCUGAAAGCACACUGUUGGACUACCGGUUCAGGAAGGCGAGUCACAGCUGCUCCCACACAUGGCCAGUGACAUGGAAGCCAGCCUUGUGUUUCCAGACGUAACUGUGAAAUGGAAUAAAAGUUUCCCACUCAAGAUGCCCCUGAAAGCUGGCAUUUCUGCUUGAGCCUGAGGGUCUGGUUGCCAAGGAUGUGUUUGCAUCACCAGUGAUGUCACUUCCUAAAAGGACCUUCAUGUUCUAGCUGUGAAGUUAUGUGGGCUGUUUCUUUGUGCAGCCUGGAAGAGGGUAUGGCAAGGGAGACACUGGACGUACCUGUCACCGACUGUCAGUCCCUAACACUGUUAAACCUCACACAGGUAGGUGUGGCAGUGUUGAACUUUAAGAGUGUCACAUAGCUGAGUUUGAAAAUAAAUGCACAUUUCCAAACCGUUGGCAGAAGUCAAA